Molecule: messenger RNA, 1776 nt
Organism: Arachis stenosperma
Lineage: Eukaryota; Viridiplantae; Streptophyta; Magnoliopsida; Fabales; Fabaceae
Product: subtilisin-like protease SBT4.8
Biological process (GO): proteolysis
Molecular function (GO): serine-type endopeptidase activity
Source: RefSeq, a predicted model, not a curated record
AAUCUUCACAUUGUAUACAUGGGAUCACUCCCAAAGCAUAAUUAUUCUCCAACAUCUCACCAUCUUAGUAUGCUGCAACAAAACAUGGUUAGAAGUUAUUAUAAGAGCUUUAAUGGUUUUGCUGCAAUGAUCACUAACCAAGAAAGAGAGAAGCUGAAAAAGAUGGAAGGAGUGGUUUCUGUUUUUCCAAGCAAAUCACUCAAACCACAAACUACAAGGUCUUGGGACUUCAUGGGGUUCAAAGAAUCGAUACAGAGAAACAAAACCGCUGAGAGUGAUGUUAUAAUCGGAGUUAUAGACACCGGAAUCUGGCCGGAGUCAAAGAGCUUCAACGAUCAUGGUUUUGGUCCGAUUCCCAAAAAGUGGAAAGGCGCAUGCAAAGGUGGUAAAAACUUCAGAUGCAACAAUAAAAUAAUCGGUGCAAGAUACUAUCUAAAAGAUCAACCUUCAACAAGAGACAUUGUUGGGCAUGGAACUCACACAGCAUCAAUUGCAGCAGGGAAUAAAGUUGUGGGAGCAAGCUUCAAUGGAAUCGCCGAAGGAGUUGCAAGAGGAGGUGUCCCAUCAGCAAGAAUUGCUGCUUAUAGUGUGUGUAGUGAACAAGGAUGCACAGAUGGUGCCAUAUUGGCUGCUUUUGAUGAUGCCAUUGCCGAUGGUGUGGAUCUUAUCACAAUUUCAAUUGGGCAACCUGAGCAAAUGACCUUUGAUAAAGACAUCAUAGCAAUUGGAUCGUUUCAUGCGAUGAAAAAAGGGAUCCUCACUAUAAACUCUACAGGUAACAAUGGUCCUAACACUGCAACAUUUAGUGUAUCACCUUGGUUAUUCACUGUUGCAGCUACCACUAUGGAUCGCGUUUUGCUUGGCAAUGGAUUAAUGCCUUCGGGGAAGUCAAUAAAUGGGUUUGCAUCAAAUAGUGCUGAAAUACUGAGUAGUGCAGGCUUCAUAAACAAUAGUGCUCCAAUUGUUGCUGAAUUCUCUUCUGUAGGACCCAAUAUGCAAAUCAAAGAAAUUAUGAAGCCAGACAUAAGUGCUCCGGGUAUAGAAAUUUUGGCUGCUUACUCACCUCUUGCACCACCUUCUCCUGAUAAAAGAGAUAAAAGAUCUGUGAAAUACAACAUACUCUCUGGAACCUCAAUGUCAUGCCCCCAUGUUGCUGGUGCAGCUGCAUAUGUUAAGACUUUUCAUCCUGAUUGGUCUCCGGCAGCUAUAAAGUUUUCUCUUAUGACCACUGCAAAACCAAUGAAUGGAAGUCAACUCGCAGAAUUCUCCUAUGGAUCAGGAUUUUUGGACCCAGUUAGAGCCAUAAAUCCUGGUCUAGUUUUUAAUGUUUCCAAAGAUGACUAUGUGAAUUUGCUUUGCAAAAUUGGGUAUGAUACAAUGAAAGUUCGAAAAAUCUCAGGAGACAAAAGUGUUUGCUCUUCAUCAUCAUCUCAUCAUCAUCUGCCAAUGGCAAAAGAUUUUAAUUAUCCUGCAAUUGUGGCUGAGAUUGAACCAAUGAAACCAUUCAUGAUUAAUUUCACAAGAACAGUUACAAAUGUUGGAUUUGCUAACUCUACCUAUAAGGCUUGCAUCCAACAACAUUCUGGCAUCAACUUCACUGUUGUGCCUGACAUACUUAAGUUUAAAUGUCUCAAGGAGAAACAAUCUUUUGUUGUUCAUGUUGUUGGAGGGAAAUUUAGUGACUCUAGUUUAGUUUCAUCGUCACUGUCGUGGACCGAUGGAACACAUAGUGUAAGGUGUCCACUUAUUUUACGUGUUAUAAAAGUAGGAGUAUGA